Messenger RNA from Cadophora gregata, 510 nucleotides. RefSeq lists its product as uncharacterized. The coding region runs from base 1 to 510 and encodes 169 amino acids. The transcript has a single exon. NCBI's taxonomy places the organism in Eukaryota, Fungi, Ascomycota, Leotiomycetes, Helotiales, Ploettnerulaceae. The record is from RefSeq and is a predicted model, not a curated record.
AUGGUCUACGCACGAUCGCCAAGGCGUUCUCGCCCCUCAUUCCGUCCAUCACAACCCCGCACUCGAGCCUCAUCAACAUCAUCAUCAAGCUCCGGGUCCGACGAUGGCCUCAACAUACUCGACACAGCGUGGACCGAUACCAUCGGCGGUGUUACAAUUCAUCUCAGCAAACUUGGUGGCUCAAAUAUGGAUAGAUACCCACGGUGCGCAGUGUGGAAGGCAGAUAUGAAAGUCUACCUUGAUGCCAAGGGAAUGGGCGAUUAUAUCCGAGCCGAUAAUGAGGGCGACAACUUCACGUACAUCGAGGAAGAAGUUUUGGCAAAGAUGGAUAGGGAGAGGAAAGCGAUGAUCUGGUUCUCAGUGGAGGAGAAGCUGAGGAAGGAGCAUUUGUUGGAUUUGUGCGAGAGGGAUAAGACCAGCGAAGAUGUGUGGAGAAGGAUUCAUGAGAGGUUCGGCGGUGACAAGCCUUAUGAGCCUCUACCAGAGUUGAGCAUUGAUGAGGAAGUUUGA